Molecule: messenger RNA, 690 nt
Organism: Stomoxys calcitrans (stable fly)
Lineage: Eukaryota; Metazoa; Arthropoda; Insecta; Diptera; Muscidae
Product: RIP-like protein
Exons: 1
Coding region: 40-666 (208 amino acids)
Source: RefSeq, a predicted model, not a curated record
AUUUAAUAAGUUUAGAAUUUAGUUUGAAUAAGAAUUAUCAUGUCUCUAGAAUGUCCUUCUAAUCCGGUAUACAAUAUCUCAGUGGAGCAAAAGCUUAAAUCAAAAAAUGCCGCCAAGAUACGACGUUAUGGCAAUGAAAAGCUAAGGGAUAUGCUAAGAGAGAAAUGUAUAAUACGUGCCAAAGAGGCUAGACAACAGUGCUAUUCCCAGACGCGCAUUGAUGAAGAUGCAAAGUCAUUGCUAAGCAAGAUUUCCAUUAGCGAUAUAUUGCGCCAAGAAUUGGCCGAACUGGAGCACGACAUUGAAUUGCAGGAUGCCAUUUAUAAUGAAAUUCUGGAUGAAUUCAAUGAAUGGUUUGUUCAGGAAUUUGAAGAUGAAGCCAAUUAUUUACUAGAGGUUGCUGAAUCCCAGGAUCUCGUAUGUCCCGUUUGCCAGGUUAACAAUUUGGUGGCUUAUACCACAAAAGAUCAGCACUUUAACUAUCGUUGCAAAUGCAAUGCCAACUUUUUAUUCGCCUCGGAUUCUGGCUCCCUACAUUCAGAGUUGCUGGCACGCAUUGAUGCCCAUGAAAAAAACUGCUUAAGCAAAUUAAAUUUCUAUGUUGAUCCUUUGAAUUCACAAUUAGAAGCCUUAUGUGAUAAUUGUGAUUAUUUUUGUAGUCUUUAGUAAGGCCUUAAGGGCACUUUUAUU